AUGCCAGAACUCGCAGGCAAGCAGGUCGGAGACGUGGGCUACGGCCUCAUGGGUCUCACAUGGCGGGCCAGCCCGCCCCCGAAAGAGCAGAGCUUCGAGGCCAUGCGCACGGCGCUGUCUCUGGGGGCCAACAACUGGAACGGCGGCGAGCUGUACGGGCCGCCUGAGGCCAACUCGCUGCAGCUGCUCAAUGAGUACUUCACCAGGUACCCCGAGGACGCGGAGAAGGUGGUGCUUUCUAUCAAGGGUGGGUUGCUGCCGGGGCAGAUGAAGCCUGAUGGUAGCGAGAAGAAUGUGAGGCGCAGUAUUGAUGAGUGUUUGAAGUGGCUCGGUGGGAAGAAGAGCUUGGAUUUGUUUGAGUGUGCACGAGUUGACCCCAACACGCCUAUCGAGGAGACGAUUGGGUAUAUUGCAGAGUACGUCAAGGCUGGCAAGCUCGGCGGCAUCAGUUUGUCUGAAGUGGGUGCAAACUCGAUCCGCAAAGCAGCAAGCGUGCAUAAGAUCGCUGCCGUGGAAGUCGAGUUUUCACUCUUCUGCACCGAUAUCCUCGAGAACGGCGUGGCGAAGGCAUGUGCAGAGCUGGGCAUUCCCAUCGUUGCGUACUCGCCUCUCGGACGAGGGUUCUUGGCUGGCAAGUACAAGAAGCACGAUGACUUGGAAGCCGACUCGAUGCUGCGCCACAUGCCGCGGUUCCAGCCCGACGUGUUCGAUGAGAACGUCAAGCUGGUGCACGCUGUGGAAGGCAUGGCACAGAAGAAGGGCGUCAGGCCUGCGCAGAUCGCACUUGGCUGGGUGUUGUAUCAGAGCGGCAAGGAGGGCAUGCCGACGCUGAUCCCCAUUCCAGGUGCUACCACGUCGGCACGGAUCAAGGAGAACAUGCAGCCGGCGAGGCUGGACGAGUCCGAUAUGAAGGAGCUCGGACAGAUUCUGGAUAAAUUCCCCAUCGUGGGCGACAGGUACCACAAGGAAGCGAUGGCGCUGACGUUUGCUUGA
This is a messenger RNA of Didymella exigua CBS 183.55, 993 nucleotides long. Its product is annotated as Aldo/keto reductase. Bases 1 to 993 code for a protein of 330 amino acids. Lineage: Eukaryota; Fungi; Ascomycota; Dothideomycetes; Pleosporales; Didymellaceae. Gene Ontology annotation, cellular component: cytoplasm. The transcript has 4 exons. The record is from RefSeq and is a predicted model, not a curated record.